AUGAAUUCAAAUGAAAAGUCAGAACGAGCGAAAAAGCGCUGGAGACUCCUGCGACGCGCUCUGACGAAGCAAACGGUGGAAAAGACUACCGGCUUCCCAGGCUACUGUUUGAUAUCAGGAACGAUAACGGCGUCGGACGAUGAUAGCUUGCUGGGUGCCUUGUCAUACAUCGACUAUACAACAAAUGUGGUGCAGCAGAUCGAGAGCUCGUUGCUGGCUAGCUUGGCCCUCAACACAUCGUUGCGGCAAAUUAUCUUCUCCUUUGACCACGAAUCGCUACCCCUGGGGCGUCCUCCUAAUCUCAUUGAACUUUCUCAGUCCCUUCUUUCGAGCUGUGAUCUCACGUCCUGCGAAGUCGAAUCAUUACCCAAAGAGGCCGAUCAUACAGAAUCGUCAGCGCUCCGUAUUUCCUUUGAGCCAUCCACCGCAUCCUUGUGCUUUGCAAUAAAAUCGUAUACCUCGCCGACUGUUGCUGGCGUGACCCUAGCACUUACCCGCGAACGGGUCCGCCUUCAGAUCAGCCUCGACGAACUAACGACGCAUCAUACGACAUCCAUUGACAAUACGGGAAAUAUAUGCGUAUGGGAUUGCGAAACUACGCUGGCGUGGGCCGUCCUUGAACAGCUCGAAAAUAUACUCGGGAAUCUUGGUCGUUCGGUGGUUGUUACGGAGCUGGGUUCUGGCAUGGCCGGUCUGGCCGCCUUGAGCUUGUGCCGCUCGCUUCCCCCAUGCUCCACCAUCUAUGUGACUGAUGGACAUAUAAAUAGUAUUCAGAACAACAUGGUGAAUCUGCGAUUGAUGACAGUGGCCGAACUUAGACCCAGUACUGUCGACGUGUUUUGCCAAAAGUUAAAAUGGUCCCUGGAGGAGGACCAAGACAAGCUAGAUCUUCCGGAAGAGGCGGAUCUGGUGUUGCUCUCUGAUUGCGCGCAUUUUGAACACUAUCAUGGGGAGCUUCUUUGGACGCUUAUACGUGCAACCAAAGUAGACGGUCAAGUAUGGAUGUGUCAUCCCGAGCGAGGCAAUUCACUUUGGAGGUUUCUCCAACUCAUUGACUCAGUUAACGACAGCGCUUCCUACGGACCCCUUUUGCGCAUAGUAUACUGGAAUCAUGAUCUUUUGGACGAAAGGCAUCAAACUUUUCUCGAACGUCACUUAGAUACGUACGAUCCCAACGUACAUCGUCCAAGGAUAUAUCGAUUGCAAAAGCUUCGUAAAAACACGGAGAUCGAUCGAGCAGCAAUUAAGCUACACAUUCAAAAGCGUGAUUGCAAUUAG
Molecule: messenger RNA, 1278 nt
Organism: Phaeodactylum tricornutum CCAP 1055/1
Lineage: Eukaryota; Bacillariophyta; Bacillariophyceae; Surirellales; Neidiaceae
Exons: 1
Coding region: 1-1278 (425 amino acids)
Cellular component (GO): cytoplasm
Molecular function (GO): calmodulin-lysine N-methyltransferase activity
Source: RefSeq, a predicted model, not a curated record